This is a messenger RNA of Rhagoletis pomonella (apple maggot), 602 nucleotides long. RefSeq names its product homeobox protein 6-like. The record is from RefSeq and is a predicted model, not a curated record. The annotation marks the transcript as partial. The transcript is spliced from 2 exons. Lineage: Eukaryota; Metazoa; Arthropoda; Insecta; Diptera; Tephritidae.
GCAAGGCACGUGAAGCAAUUCCAACAGAAGUUAGUUCAGUUGGUCAAAUAAAAGAUGCGUUGAGAAAUAGAAUAAAGCCAGACAACUCGAAAGUUGUAGCUGGGAAAAUUGCAUCUUUGCAUGUCAUAAACAACAAUUAUACGGAAUUUGCUAAGCGUGUCGAGGAGCUUUCGGAUGCUUUAGAGCGCUCUUUGAUCAUUGAAGGUAUGACACAGUCUAAGGCUCAUGAAAUGGCAGUCGAGCAAACAGUAAAGGUUUGUAGACUCAAUACUCGGUCGGGUUUGGUCAAAUCAAUUUUAUCGUCAACUACCUUCAGUGAUUCAAAGGACGUAGUGGCAAAAAUGAUAGUCGAACAAAAUAAUCAAGUGAAAGAGCGGUACAAUAAUAACGCUGAUAACAGUAGGUACAGCAAUAACGGUUCAAGGCAUAACGGUAACAAUUUCAACAAUAAUAGGAAUCGGUCAUCAAACAACAAUCGAAACAAUAACAGCAACAAUAAUAGUAAUAGAGGUCCAAAUUCACGCAGUAAUGCUAAUGUGCGCGCUUUAAACGCCCACGCCCCUCAGGAGCGAACACUGAGGGCGGAAGAAAUGGACAACUAA